Messenger RNA from Mytilus californianus (California mussel), 8350 nucleotides. RefSeq names its product ras-related C3 botulinum toxin substrate 2-like. Gene Ontology annotation, molecular function: GTPase activity; GTP binding. The coding region runs from base 199 to 786 and encodes 195 amino acids. Gene Ontology annotation, biological process: small GTPase-mediated signal transduction. Lineage: Eukaryota; Metazoa; Mollusca; Bivalvia; Mytilida; Mytilidae. The transcript is spliced from 7 exons. The record is from RefSeq and is a predicted model, not a curated record.
UUGGGAAAUAAAUAUGGCUGGCGAUGAAAAGCUACUGUGAUGAGAACAAAACAAUAUGCUGAUUCAGUAGUUUUUAUCGACAUAUCUACUAUUUAAUAAUUCAGUUGAUGUGUAAUUUUGAGGAACUUUAUCCAGAUCUCCAUAGGGUUUCAUUUGAGUUCAAAGCAGCAUAUAAGAAAGAUAAAAUAUAAUUAAGAUAUGGCACACCCAAGACCAAUAAAAUGUGUGGUGGUUGGUGAUGGUACUGUAGGGAAAACCUGUAUGUUAAUAUCCUACACAACAGAUAGUUUCCCUGGAGAGUAUGUUCCUACUGUAUUCGAUAAUUACACAGCCAACAUGGUAGUAGAUUGUUACUCCGUCAAUUUAGGACUAUGGGAUACAGCAGGACAAGAAGACUAUGAUAGGUUGCGUCCCUUGUCUUAUCCUCAGACGGAUGUAUUUUUAAUAUGCUUUAGUGUUGUGAGUCCCUCCUCCUUUGAAAAUGUAACAACAAAAUGGAACCCAGAAGUAAAACACCACUGUCCAGAUGCUCCUGUUAUAUUAGUUGGAACAAAAAUAGAUCUGAGAGAAAACAAAGAGGCUAUAGGUCAGCUAACAGCCCAAGGCUUAUCACCAAUUAAAAGAGAACAGGGAAUUAAAUUAGCCAAUAAAAUUAGAGCUGUGAAAUACAUGGAAUGUUCUGCUUUAACACAGAGAGGUUUAAAACAGGUUUUUGAUGAAGCUUGUCGAGCAGUUCUACAGCCACAGCCAGUUAGACAAAAAAAUCGCCAGUGUUUACUACUGUAAAUCUAUCAUCAAUCAAACAUUAUCAUCAUAUUAUCAUUUAUUAGGAACUGUUAUUUAAUUAGCCUUUUCUUUGCCAGGAUUUUGUAAUCUCAAUCUUUAUCAUUUCAAGGGUUUUUUUGAAAACUAAUAUUUUUUCCUUAUGGAGUUUUGUCAGCUUUGCUAGAUUAAGAUUUUAGAGCAAUAAAAAUGUUGAAUUGUACGUACAAGGAAACAUGUUUAAACUGCAAUUGUGUUAAUUUGUGUUAUUCCACAGGCUUUGUGAAUAGCCAAUAUAAUGGGAAGGUAAUAAGUUUUUCUGCUUCUUUGGUGUCAAAAAGGGGAGAUAAUAAAGUUAAAAGAUAUUUCAAAAUUAAGAAGAUUGUUUAGCAUUAAUUUUUUGUUUACAUUAGAUAUUUUGUUCCUGAAAUAAGUAUAGUCAUUUGUAAACAUUUUGUACUUGUGUAAUGCAUCCUAGUUUACAAUUAUAAUAUAAAGAAGAGUGUAAGAUGGUAAAAUGUUUUGUACAAUUAUAAAUUAUGACAGUUGAGUUGUACAACCUUUUAAUUGUAAAUUACUACAGUGACUGUUAUGAUUCCUAACUACAGUGAUUUAACAAGUUAAUAAGGUACAACACAAAGUUGAAAGUUGAGUCAAAGUUAACAUGCUUGUUAUAUUGUGUUUUUUGUUUGUUUGUUUUAAUACCAUGUUUGAAACAUAAUAGACAUUUUGUACUGACAAUCAUUCACUCCCUUAGUACUGUUGUCAAAUUAGUUUUUGAAAAUUGUCUAAAAUAAUGUUAAAAGGCAUCUUGAUAACAACAAAUUUUAUAAGUGAUAAAAACGAAUGUUGUUCAAAUUACCACUUUAUAGACACAGAUUACUUGUUUUUAGAAGAAUUUAUAACAAGCCAAUGUACUUUUAAAAAUUUGGUAAAAUUAUUUCAGAUAUUCAAGAAAAAUGGGGCAUUCAUUAAAAUGACUUAAAUGUUGUUAAAUUUUUUUAAUAUAAACAUUGGUAGAUGGAUUGGUUAGUUUAAUGUAAAUUUGGAUAUUUGAUAUUUAGAAAUUUCAAGAAAUUUAAAAUGAUGCUUGGUGAUUAUAAAAUAUUCUCUGAAGCAUUGCAAAAUAUUUAGUCAGAUUUCAUGGACUGCUGAAUAAGCCCUCCAUUUAUAAAGAAAAUCACUUUCAUGUAUAUCUUCUUUUUACAGAAAAGUUUAAGAUUUAUAUCUUUGAUAUUGCAGACACAUCCUAUUUAUUUCAUUAAAAAGGUAUAUUUGGACAGCCCGUAUUGAUUGAUACCCACUUACCUGAAUAGUUAUAGGAUUGUUUUAAUUUUUUUUAACAAAGGUACCAUAGGUAUUUGCAAUUGUAUUGAAAUAGAAAAAAAAUAUAUCGGGACAAAACUGUUCAAGGAGUUUUUCGAAUUGCAUGUUUUUUUUUACCUUAAUUGUUUCCCUAAUUGCAGAAAAGCAAGCACUUGAUAUAAUUAUAUUUCUCUACAAUAACCAGAUUAGAUAGUAACGUAAAUUAAAAAAAUUCUGGAAAAAUAUAUUUUAAAGGAGAAGGUCCGGUAAGACCUCUUUUUGGCACCAAAAUAUAGCAUUUUUACAAAUUUGUUGAAAUGUAAACUUUUAGCUAUGUAUUGGAAAGAAGAAUACUUCUGUUCCAUAAAUAUUGGCUGUUUUUGACAAUACAAUGCACAUGCAUCAGAUACUAGCAUCAUACAUUCAUGCAAUAUUACUGAAAUCUUCACAAUUUUAGCAUUUGUGCUAAUUUUAAGACGGUUUUUGUCUAAAAUGGAAGUGGCUGCAUUUGCGAUCAGUCUUAAUACUUAAAUAUAUGUUGUAUUUGAUGAUAAUACAUAACAUAUAUAAAGGUUGAGACUGAACACGAAUGCGGCCACUUCCAUUUUAGACAAAAACCAUCUGAAAAGUGACGUUUUAUUGCAUGUUUGAUAGAUUUUUGAUACUCAAGCUUGAAUUUGAGCGCCUUUCAUGACCAAAUCAGUUCCAAUCUUUUACAUAAACUAUUUGAAUCGACUUAAGUAGACACUUAAGUGUUUAAAAAAUGUAAAAACUCUUUCAUCAAAUGUACUUCGAAUUUUAGGCCAAAACUAGCCCUUACCGGACCUUCUCCUUUAAAGAGAAACUAUCAAAUACAAGUCACAUGAUAUUGUUUGAUGCCUAAUAAUAAUAAACAUGUAUGUACGAUGUUUGGCAGAUUUUUGUUAAAGGGAAAAGGUAUUUUGUAAAACCAUCAUUUUUGGAUUUUGAACAUAAAUUAGCAGAUUUGUUCGAAAAUUAUAAAAAAAGGAAAAAACAUUAAAAGGCAAUUUUAAUACAUUUAAUUGUCAUUUGUCCAAAUCAAAAUCCAAUCUAAAACUCUUCAUGUUUUAAGUAAGCUACCAUCACUGUAAGUAGUGAAAUAUUUAUGGUUCAAAUCAAAAUCAUCCUUUCUAUUAAGAGAUGAAAAUAAAUAAGAUUAUUUUGUAAUCCUCUAAUCUUGAAAUUUUUCAUAUUGUAUAAACCUUUCAGGUUCUUAGUUUUGUCAACAUCAUGCUCUUGGCUAAAUAAAAACCAGUUAUUCUGAGACACAUGGCAUUAUUUCUUUUUUCCAAAAUUAUAAUAUAUCAUAUUCCUUUAAACAGCAUAAUGGUUUAUAACUUGAUUUUUAUGAAGUCAUUCUUGGUAAACAGUCCUUGUAAGAAUAAAAAUACUGAUUAUAUUUUACACUAAUUUAUUAUCUGGCCAUUGAAUUAGUCCUAAUGUGUAUAAUAUUGCAACAAUUUUUAUGAAUGUUUAUAAUUGCUUAGAAAAGAGGGUGUAUAUUUGUGGUGCUUAUUUACUGUAAUGUUAAGGUUUACCAUAUUUAUGUAUUUAUUUGAAUGGAUACUAAACAAGAGAGAAUGGCAUUGUUUUUAGAGAUUUCUAAGGUAUGUAAUGCUUGCCUCAUGUAGUCAGGCUUUAGGUAUUUUAGCACAACAUUAUUCAGGUCCAGUAAGUAUUUUUUUUCUUAUAAGGUUAUAAAAUUAAGGAAGAUGUUAUUUAGACAGUUUUUAGUAUCAGAAAAAUUCCAAACAACCAGGAUAGUAAAACCAUUUUUUAAUGAAAUAGGAAAUAAUGAUUCCAAUCUUGACUAGUUAUGAAAUAGGAAAUAAUGAUUCCAAUCUUGACUAGUCAUGAAAUAGGAAAUAAUGAUUCCAAUCUUGACUAGUCAUGAAAUAUAUUUUUCACAUAGAAAGGGUAGUUACUGAAACCCUUUUUCAUGUGAAUACUGAAUACAAGUAAAAUCCCCUUUGUAUUUUGUGAAGUUUGUUUUGUUAAAGAGAUACACCAGGUUGUGAAAAUUUGUAUAUAAAUGUUGAUAUACAGUGUACUAGAAGUCAAACUUGAGUUUAAAAACAUUUAAUAGACCCAUGAUUAAUUUUUAUAUUAUCAUGUUUAAGCAAAUUUUAUUUUAUCAUUUUUAAUGUUUUUGGAAUUGAGUCAGUUUUAACUUUUGAUUGUUGAUGACUCAAAAUAAAAAAAUCAGUUACAAAUAUGUAACACUCAGAAACAUGUCCAUAUGACAUUAUAUAAAUAACACAUAGCUGAGAGGUAAUAGAGCAGGUUGUUACCCCGAGAAAACAUUGUCAACUGAGGCGAAGCCAAGGUUGACAAUGUCUUUUCGAGGGGUAACAAUCUGCUCUAUCACCCUCUCAGAUAUGUGUUAUUUAAUUUAUUAUACUGAAUGUUCUGUUAUUACUGUCGAUUAAAUUUCAAAUUCAAAGUAAUAAACUAUGACGUCUUGUACAUAACAACCAUCCGUAUUUAAUAAAGCGCACACUUGAUCAAGCGUCUCCAUGAAGGGUAAUAGAGUAGAUUAACACCCUCGUAUUAGCCAAUCAAAAUAUGGCAUUUUAACGUGAAGUAUAAUAAUAUUAUAUACCCAAACAGGCUUAAAUAUUGUUGGAUGCCUACAUGUGUCUUUCCACUAAAAUCCAAUUAUCUUAAAUAUCCCAAACGUUUCCACCAUUAUGGAAGACAACUCUGUUAUAUAUGGUUUUAUACAAAUCCUUGAUUUAAGAAAAAGAACUUCCUUUCUGAACAUCCUCAGCAAAUAAAUACAAAUUGUUGAAAAUCAAAUUCUAUGAUGCAACUAUUUUCCUAAUCUGAUAUCUAUUUAUUUAAAAAGCAGAAAUCCUGAUAUCUCAUCCUUUAUUGUAUGUAUAGUGUUCCUUAUCUUGAGUAAAAUUAAGAAUAGAAAUGGGGAAUAUGUCAAAGAGACAACAACCCUGCUAAAGAGCAGAUAACAGUCGAAGGCCACCAAUGGGUCUUCAACACACAGAGAAAAUCCUUUUUAUCCAGAUCACCACUCUUUUCCUCUAGUAGCCACUGUUGAACAUUACAAUUAUCUAUUCAUGAUGGGAUAUGUGAGGUAGUCAACAUUGCCGUAAUUCCUGAUCGUUAACCUGCAUUUCUAAGUUAUUUAAAAAAAAAAGGAUGAGAAAUUAAAAAUUUUAUCAUUUAUUAAAUAGUGUAAACUUUAUAGAGGAUACUGUUAUGUAUGUUGCUGUAUAAACAAAACUAUUGUUAGAGGCCCUACCUUGUCACUGAGUUCAACUUGAGGCUUAAAGUGACAUGUUUUGGCAAUUUCAUCAUUCAGACACAUUGGAGUGUGAAAUAUAAUUGGACAUGUUUUGGAAGAAUAAAAUUGGACAAUUUUGGUUGAUAUGGAUAUGUUUUGGCUAGGAGACACUUUUUUGGGAAUGGACAGGUUUGAGAUUGUUGCAUAUAUAUUUCUAUUCUGAAGCAAAAACAUUCGAAAAAUGCAUUUAUUUACAUAAAAUAUCAUUUUGAUAAAGAAAAGAAAAUCACAUGUAAAUAUUUAUUGUUUAGAAAUAAUAAUUUAAAAAGGUAUAUAAAUAGAAGGCUGGAAAGCAGCAUAAUAUCUAAAUUAAUUGUGUAAUGUCAUAAAGUAACUAAUUGUUGUUACUAAAUAUAAAUGUUGGUACAUAUAUGUAUUAGUGUGUAAAUCUAUAGAUGUAGUGUACCUGUGAUUUAUAUUCUACUUAACGUCAUUCUCCUUUAUAUAUUGAGUAUAACGUGAAACUUGACAGUCUGUUAAAUGUUAGUUCUACCUUGUAUAGUCUGUCUGUAAUAGCACAAGCUCUCUAUUUAUAGUGCUGCUUGUAUAAUCUAUAUAUGACGAUCUCUGUUUGUAUGUAAAGCUCCUGCUGUUUAUAUUCAUAAGAAGUAAAUUUUAUUAAGUGAUUUUUUUUUAUAAAGGAUUGUUUAAACAUUAAAGGUGACACACUAUUUAGAAUUAUAUUUAUGCAAAGAAUAAGUUAAAAUAUUUGAAUUAUAUGAGCUGUUUUUCUUCAUUUAAAAAGUUUGCUAGAUUUAGUUGUAAUAUUGAAUAGACCUCUGAUAAAUUUAUUGUAUAUUUCUUACUGAUUAAGCUACCAAUGUUAUUAACUUGUGAUUUACAUUUUCACUAAUAUGGAGGCAUUGCAAGUUUAGUAAGCUUAAGUUUGUGAGAAUAACCUUUGUUAUAAGAGGAGAGAAAAAAACCACCUACGAAAACAGCAAUGUUUUAUUCUCAUUCAGUAAUAGUGUAUUUGCUCAUUCCCCCAAAACAUUACCUAGCUUUUUUUUUGGCAUAGGAUUAGCAUUAAGUACAUGUGCAAUAAGUCAUGUGACCUAUGUGGUGCAGGAAGCUUUAUAUUUAUUUACUGCCAUACUUGAUUUAUUAUGUAUUUUUAUUACCUAGUUUUUAAUACUCAGUUUAAGUCACUUAUUUUAUAUGUGUAUUUUGAAUAUCAUAGUAUUAGACUAGUUUUGUGUAAUAUAAGGCAGUGUAUUUUAUGUACAAGGUUUAUAUAUCUGAACGUUAUCUUUGCAAGGUAUAUUGUGCAAUUAUAUAUUACAUCCCCUACUAACUUAUAUUUCUGUUCAGGAGUCAAGUAUGUUGUUCUAGAGAUUUGAUUUGACUUUGGUUACACAAUACUGUGAACAGAUUUUAUGAUUUGUUACUAAAGUAAACCUUAAAACAUUAUAGAGGAUUGAGGAAUGGUAUUGACAUCAGUUAAGAGGCUAACUCUGUUUGAGAUAAAAAAAACCUUCCUUCACCUUGAACUUAAGUCUAUUGGUAAACAAUCUGUUUGUUUACUAUGUACUCAAGUCUUAAGGUAAAAUUUAUGUUCAUAUACUAUGACUGAGUUCAACAAUUUGUUUGUGUAUCAUGUAAUCAAGUCUAAGGUUAAAAGUGUGUAUUUGAAUGAUAUACUAAAUUUGAGAUAAACAAUCUGUUUGUGUAACAUUUACUCCUAUGUGAAUGCUAUCAAGUGGGAUAUUAACAGUUUAUUGUGUCCAAUGUCUUUUGAGUUUUACUUUUUAGUCAGUUUAUGGGUUUGAUUUUCAAUUAUUCAAGAUUUUGUAUCUUUUUAUCAAGAUUUAGCAGUUAGAAAUAGGAAUACAUGUAGAAACAGUUUUAAUUUAAAGCUUAGCUGCACAUUUCAUCAUUUGUUUAAUUGUUAUAAGAGAAUAGAAUAUGUUUUAGACAAAGGAAAAUACUUGUUUUGUAAAUUAGAGAACAAAUUAGAAAAGUAUAUAGUGCUUUAUUUUGAUAAUUCUGGCAAGUUAUUUCAUAUUGAUUUCAGAAUUUCAGAUUCAAAAAUAUCUUUUUAACAUUUGAAAAAUGACAUGAUAAUUAACUGUAUAAUAAUCAGUGCUAUUUUUUAAAUCUCAGGGCCUUCAUUUUUUUUAAAUUGAAUUUGUUUAACACUUUCAGUUUAAUAAAAGGAAAAUGUUUUUUGCCCUUUAAGUUUAAUCAUGAAGAAAUCCAGAUUGAUAGUAUUUAAUUGAAAAUCUGUCUCCCUAUGAUAUAAUUGUAGAAUUGUACUUUUUUCUUCAAUUUGAUGUAUAAUUGAUUUAAUUUGAAUUAAAAAGCUUUUGGAAAAUAAUUUAAUAUUGGGCCACACAAACAAAAAGUGACUUUUCAAUUGAUCUUUUUUUAAUUUGAUUUUUUAAUAGACAGCUGUUUAGCUAUGUAGGUUUUUUCGUUUUUUAUUUUUGCCUAUCACUUACUAUGUAUACCUACUUAUAGAGAUACAAGAAGCUUAAUCUAUUGCCUACUGAUCUUCAUAUUUACAGAAAAAAGUAAUGGUUUGUUUUUGUGUGAUUAAAACAAUUUUUUAUUAUAUUUGAUUUGAUUUUAUAUCAAAUAUUUUUUUUUUCAAUUGCUGCAUUAUUUUUCCCAAACAAAAAUAGAGGUUACACAUUGGAUCAUUGGAAGAAUGAAAAAAAAUACAAAAGUGUGUCCCUUUAUAUAUAGACUUAUGAGUAGUGUCCUUUUUAAUGAAGCGUAAUUUGCUUUUCUGCAAUAUUUAACCCAGUAAAUGUGGAUCCAGUAGUUGUCAUGAAAGUUAAAACUGUAUUAUUACCCUUUCAUGUCAGUUCAUAAACCAUGUACAGUUUUAUUGUACAGUGUUUUUCGAAUUUGAUUUUAAUUUUAGGUAUGUCUAGUCAAUUAUGUUGUUUAUAUCAUAUUUACCAUAUCAGUUUUGUCACCAUGUGCAAUAUGCAAAUAAAUUACACUCUCAUUGCU